UAAUGUUUAGGUCAAGUUCUGUUUAAUAAUAGUUGUGCACCUGUAACAUACAUCAUGUAAUGUACACCUGAAUGUUUUGAUGUACUACACAACAGGUGCCCCCUGACUUUGAACUGCAGUAUAACAUUUCACAAUGUACACUUUUCUCAGUAAUACUAAGAUGUGUUCAGCAUACUAAGUGAAGGGAUUGACAAAAGAAACUGCAAUAGAAUAUUGUUGUUUGGUGUGUUUCUGUUUCGAUAAAUAUUUUUUCCUAUUUUUAACAAGAUUUGAGGGAUGUCCUCCCCAAUAUCCAGUCUAAAUAGUUUAUUCUCCUUCACAAGUCCUGCUGUAAAAAGACUAUUAGGAUGGAAACAAGGAGAUGAAGAAGAAAAAUGGGCAGAAAAAGCUGUCGACUCUCUUGUAAAAAAACUCAAGAAAAAGAAAGGGGCUCUAGAGGAUCUAGAAAAAGCUUUAAGCUGCCCUGGACAAUCAAGUAAAUGUGUGACUAUUCCACGUUCUCUAGAUGGUAGACUCCAAGUAUCUCACAGAAAAGGACUGCCACAUGUUAUAUACUGCCGUGUAUGGCGAUGGCCUGAUCUACAGAGCCAUCACGAACUCAAGCCGUUAGAAUGUUGUGAUUUUCCAUUUAGUGCUAAACAGAAGGAAGUGUGUAUUAAUCCUUACCAUUAUAAACGUGUAGAAAGUCCAGUGCUACCCCCAGUGUUAGUCCCAAGGUAUAGCGAGUACCCAUCCGGUCCAGGACAGUCAUCCUUACCACCUUUCCAACAGUCACCAGAACCUUCUAUGCCACAGAACGUCAGCUUUGAUCCAAAUGGCUUCCACCAACAGUCACAACAGGGACCACAUUCACCUGCUAGUUCUGGACCAGGCAGUCCAUAUGGUUUACCAGCUGGCACGCCUCCACCUGCUUAUCAACCACACGAUGACAACUCGCAUAAUCCACAUAGUCAACAAACAGUUAACUUACAACAUGGUACCCGACGACCACCACCUACUCCAAUGGAUACCAUGCCAUCAGGAGUUGACUUACAGCCUGUGACAUACCAGGAACCCCAGUACUGGUGCUCUAUAGUAUACUAUGAACUGAACAACAGAGUAGGAGAGGCGUUCCAUGCUUCACAGACCAGUAUUGUAGUGGAUGGAUUCACUGACCCAUCAAAUAAUGCAGACAGAUUCUGUCUAGGUCUUUUGUCUAAUGUCAACAGAAAUUCAACUAUAGAAAAUACUAGACGUCAUAUAAGUAAAGGUGUUCAUCUUUACUAUGUUGGCGGUGAGGUUUUUGCCGAAUGUUUAAGUGACAGCAGCAUAUUUGUACAGAGCCGUAACUGUAACUAUCAUCACGGUUUUCAUCCUACGACCGUGUGUAAAAUUCCACCGGGAUGUAGUCUGAAAAUCUUCAACAACCAAGAAUUUGCAGCACUUCUAAGUCAGUCAGUUAACCAUGGUUUUGAAGCUGUAUAUGAACUUACUAAAAUGUGUACUAUUCGUAUGAGCUUCGUCAAAGGAUGGGGCGCUGAGUAUCACCGACAGGAUGUUACUAGUACUCCAUGUUGGAUUGAAAUUCAUUUAAAUGGACCGUUACAAUGGUUAGAUAAGGUCCUUACACAAAUGGGCUCACCACAUAAUCCAAUCUCAUCUGUAUCAUAAUAAAAGUCACGUGACUAGCAAUCUCAUUCAAGUGCAAAGGUCAUAAUAGGGUAGUAGAAAUUGAAUUAUUGUAUUAAUUGAAAUGUUAAGAAAUUGGUCAAAUUUUUGUGUAAAAAAACUUAUAUGAUUCCAGACCAUUUUAAUAUGUGAAGGAUGUUUAAUUAAACCUAAAUUUUGAAUUGAAAAUAAACCAUGCAGUUUGAUGUAACCAAAAUAUUUGUAUAUUUUUACAACCAUAAACACUAGUGUGUUAACCAGUUUUAAUACGAACUGUCAUCAAUGCAAAUUCUAUUUAAACCUACCUGUAAUUCAGUCUUGCUAGGAGAUGACAUUGCUUUGACAGAUGAAAAAGCUUUGAUAAAGGUGACAUUUCAACACAUGAUCAUCACUGAUUAAUUAAUCGUUUCAGAAUCUAAUGCAUUCUGGGUAAUAUUUUCAAAAGUGUACACCGAAACGUCGUGAUUGGUUGAAAACGUCCUAAACAAUGGAAAUUCGACCAAUGUAGUGACAUUAUUUUCAUUUUUGGGGUAUGAAUAAUAAAAUACCCAUAGUCCUUUAGAUUCUGAAAUGGCCGAUUCUAAAACAUGACCGCAUGCAAGAAAAUUGGUUCACACAUUUAGAGUUUAUGCAUGUUUUGAAUAACUUUAGAAAAAGGUCAUUAAGAAACCCAGAGAACUUACAUCAAUUGUUCUACUUACAUAAAUUUUAACAAUUUACUUCAAAUAUAUGAAUUAAAUUAUAUAAAAACUUCUUU
This is a messenger RNA of Mytilus trossulus (common blue mussel), 2404 nucleotides long. RefSeq names its product mothers against decapentaplegic homolog 1-like. Lineage: Eukaryota; Metazoa; Mollusca; Bivalvia; Mytilida; Mytilidae. Gene Ontology annotation, cellular component: heteromeric SMAD protein complex. The transcript is spliced from 6 exons. Bases 277 to 1650 code for a protein of 457 amino acids. Gene Ontology annotation, molecular function: RNA polymerase II cis-regulatory region sequence-specific DNA binding; I-SMAD binding; DNA-binding transcription factor activity, RNA polymerase II-specific. Gene Ontology annotation, biological process: transforming growth factor beta receptor signaling pathway; BMP signaling pathway; anatomical structure morphogenesis. The record is from RefSeq and is a predicted model, not a curated record.